Molecule: messenger RNA, 3918 nt
Organism: Centrocercus urophasianus (Greater sage-grouse)
Lineage: Eukaryota; Metazoa; Chordata; Aves; Galliformes; Phasianidae
Gene: SLC25A22
Product: solute carrier family 25 member 22
Exons: 9
Coding region: 1523-2449 (308 amino acids)
Biological process (GO): aspartate transmembrane transport; L-glutamate transmembrane transport; malate-aspartate shuttle
Molecular function (GO): L-aspartate transmembrane transporter activity; L-glutamate transmembrane transporter activity
Source: RefSeq, a predicted model, not a curated record
CAGUAUCAAAUGCUUUGCUGAAAUCAAGGUAGACUACAUCCACUGCUCUCCCCCCAUCCACCCAGCCAGUGACAACAUCGUAGAAGGCCAUCAGGGACAGAGGCGAGGCUGACUGGCCUGUAAUUACCUGAAUCUUCCUUCCUGUCCUUUUUGAAGACCAGAGUGACAUUGGCUAUCCUCCAGUCUUCAGGCACCUCCCCCAUUCUCCAGGACCUCUCAAAGAUGACAGAGAGUGGUUCAGCAAUCACCUCUGCCAGCUCCCUCAGCAUCCCAUCGGGUAAGGCAGUCUUCAAGCAUGAAGCGACCGCCUCCCUUAGAAAAGCUUGGAGGUUGUCCCUCCACCUCAUUCUCAGCCACCUUACCCUCCAGUUUCAGGGCUUCAAACCUAUUACAUAGAGGCACCUGAGGAACUGAGGUAGGUUGGGAUGUGUGCUGCCUGCGUUGCUGAGGUGGGACCUGCUGCCAUUCCUCCUCUCUUUUCAAGUUGGCUCUCUUGGUUUGACCACGGCAAGGGAGAGGGAGAGCAGGAUGGAGGAUUUGUAGGCACCAACCUGGGAGCAAAUGGCAGCAUGCCAUAGCUCUGGAGGGGCUCAGGAGGAGAGAAACUUUUAAUCCCCAGCAGCCAACUGCAGAUCUGCUCUGUAACCAUGGUCGACUGGGAGAUGAAACACUGUUAAGGAAUCAAUGGAUUUACCUCGUGUAUCUGAGCUGACUCCUUUCAAGACAAAGCCUGAAUGUGAAUGAGUAGCGUGGAAGACAUUGCUCUGACAUGUGAAAAGUGAGCUUGAACCAGUGGGAAUAAGAGUCUUUUGGGGGCCCAGAGGCCAGCAAGAACAAGGAACUAACAGGGAUAACACAUCCAGAUAACAUCAGGCUGUCCAGUGUACUGCCUUGACAAGCAAGGGAAUGGAACUGAGAGGAUGCUGUUCCAAGCGUGUAGUGUGUCCUCAGCAAUACCCUUAAGAUAGGUGCAUACUGGGAGGGCUUAUCUACGCUCCCCAGCUGUAGGGGCUUGUUUUUCAGGAAAUACUGCAUGCCCUUUGAUACCAGAUCUCAGAGGUGUCUGCUGAGCCCCCAGGAAGCCAAAUAAUUCAUUUAAAACUCCAGCUUUUUUAUUUUAAGACAGCGUGUGUUGCUUCUGAGGGGAGUGUAGGAUGGUUUGAUUGGAAAAAUUAUAUAAAUCUUGCCUGGUGAGAGCCAAAGAUGCUUUGAAGCAGGCCUGGAGUAUGGAAAGAACUGGGCUUUUGACUGUGUGCCCCAUGCAGUUCUGCAUAAUUUUAGCUGUGGCUCCUGGCACCCUUCUUCAGAGCAGAGGAAAUAAGGCAGGCAUGGCCUUGGCUUCACUGCUUUUGCAGCAGCACGAGGGGUGGGGAGUGAGGUGCAGGGCUCACAGUGAUGCAGCAGGGCUGUAUGAGCUUGAUGUGGAGGCAGCUCUUCCCACUCCUCUCUGCUCUGGCUUGUUCAGCAGCGCUGAUGACUUGGGGAAGAUGCCUUGUCUCCAGCAUCACAUUGGAAGAGCUUGAUGAGGAUAUGGAAGAAGAACAGUGUCCAAAGGGGUGGAGGAGUCAUGGCACAGGGGCAUAGUAAAGCAGAGAGGCUCACUGCCUUGGCUUGGCUGCACUACAGGUCUGACUGCCUCAUUAAAACUAUUCGUUCGGAAGGCUACUUUGGCAUGUACAGAGGUGCUGCAGUGAACCUGACUCUAGUGACACCAGAAAAGGCUAUCAAACUGGCAGCCAAUGACUUCUUCCGGCAUCACCUCUCCAAAGAUGGGAAGAAGCUGACGCUGCUGAGGGAGAUGCUGGCAGGCUGCGGUGCGGGUACCUGCCAGGUGAUCGUCACCACUCCCAUGGAGAUGCUCAAAAUCCAACUGCAGGAUGCAGGGCGGAUUGCGGCACAGAAGAAGCUGAUGGCAGCACAGGCCCAGCUCUCCUCUUCCUCUGCGGCCGGGGCAGCAGAGCCGGUGGUGGAAACGCGCACCACAGCGACGCAGAUAACCAGGGAACUGCUGCGCAGCAAAGGCAUCGCAGGACUCUACAAGGGCCUGGGGGCCACGCUGCUAAGGGAUGUCCCGUUCUCCAUCGUUUACUUCCCGCUGUUUGCAAACCUGAACAAGCUGGGCCAGAAAGACCCCAAUGUCAAGGCCCCGUUCUAUGUGUCCUUUCUCUCUGGAUGUGUGGCCGGUAGUACAGCUGCAGUGGCUGUCAAUCCUUGUGAUGUGAUCAAAACACGGCUGCAGUCCUUGCAGAGAGGAGUCAACGAAGACACAUACUCAGGAAUCCUGGACUGCACCAAGAAGAUCUGGCAGAAGGAAGGACCCAUGGCCUUCCUGAAAGGGGCGUACUGCCGAGCCCUGGUCAUCGCUCCUCUCUUCGGCAUCGCACAAGUCGUCUACUUCAUUGGCAUUGCCGAGUUCCUCCUGGACAUACUCCCCAAGCACCGGGCCUAGCCCUGGCACGCCUGCCUGUGCCCGCCCGUCCUCUGCCACGCCGGAUUCAUCCCUGUGUUCGUCGUCCAUGUCGAGUGGUGUGAGAGCAACAGCACAGAGGGUUCGCUUGGGAACGUGGGGGACAUGGUCUCCAGAUGAGCAAACAUAGGGAGGGAGAGUCUCUUUUCUAUCUUCAUCUGCAGCCUGUUCCCUCCCCCUCCUUCCACGGACAGUACCCAAUUAUGCAUAUCUCUUUUUUUUUUUUUUUCCCCUUUUUUUUUUCUUCUUUUUUAAAUCGUAAUUCUUAAGGACACUGGUAAGCACAGACUGGGCUUGCGCACCCAGAAUUCUCUUCCCAGCAUUUAGAAGGAAGAGGGAAGAGGAAAAAGAUAACCUGAGCCCUCAUUCACCUCUGCCCUUCCUAGGGCUCCUGGCUGCCUGCAGAGGGGCUGCAGGGGCAGCUGUGUCCCUCAGCCAACUCUCUGGGUGCUGGGUCCCAGGAGGAGAGCAGGUGUCCUGCAAAAGGAUGCAAAGGGGACGCUGGGUCUGGCAAGUUCCUUGGCUUGGAAACCUUUGCCUCUUUCCCUUGCUCAAAAAUCAGUUGGACUAGGAUGAAUUUCUUAGAGAUCAAAGGAAGGGAAAGGAGAUCAUUACUUUUUUUUUUUUUUUUUUUUUUGUAAUUUUUGUUUUAAAGCAAAGGGAUUUCCCUCUUGGUGAGGUGCAGAGGCAAGGUGGCUGCUCUGUAGGGAACAUGUCUGUGGGAUCAUGUGAAUGUCAGAGGUCCUUCCCUGCUUGGCUGUAGGCAGGGGAAGGAGAGAAACUUGGGAUCAACUUUAUUUUAUUUUAUUUUUUAAUGCGGGGAUUGUGGGGAGGGAAAAGAACCAAACAAAAAGAAACCACUUACAUUCCUUCAGCCUGCCCACCCCGAGGUGAUGCCUGUAGCAGGUGUAUGGUUAGCUGUGUACACAGUUGGUUCUGUGUUUCCUGGCUUGGCCCCAGGACAUGAAAGGAGGAGCCUGGUCUGUUUCCAUAGGGUCCAAGGUACAGCAGCUGUGCUAUGAAGCCUGUGUGUUUGCUCUUGCAAGGUGAAAGGACAAGGUCUGCUUUUGUGUUGUUGUUUGACUGGGUGUGCCUGCAGCCAGCUGCUGUCAAGGAGGUUCCAUGCCCUGAGCAAGGAGCUGUUGUGCAGGUGGGACUGCAGGAUUGCAAUCCCAGAAACUGAUCAUCCCUCUCGCCCUUGGGGAAGUGUUCGUUGUUGGGUGGUGGGGGCAUUUCCCUGCUCCACAACCCACUCUGCCAAAGGGAUUCUGCCCAACUGCAAUCACUUGUCAGAGGGCUUCUCAUUAAGUACUCUCUUGGGCUGUGCUGUUAAUCCUUGGUAAAUCAUGUUAAGUACAAGAUCAACAACCUCACCGUGAUCUUCUCCAUUAUUUAUUCCAUGUGGUGCAAUCCACCCAACCUCAGUGUUUAAAUUAAACGAGUCAAAUUCA